CCUCCUCCACCACCCCCUUCCUGGAGAUGUAGACGUGUAGUCAUAUUGGAAACUGUCGUUAGAAACGCUGGAAGGAAGGGAGCGUCAUGCGGGAGGCAGCGACGAGGGAGUUUUUUUCAAAGGUUGUGCAACAUAAUCCAUCGCAGCAGUGCAAUUGAUGCAAGCUCGGAGACAAAGGAGCACAAGUUGACUGGUGUGGAGCCCAGAGCUGAAAUAAGAGGCUUUAAGGAGGCUCGUGGUCGGCUCAACGUCACCACGUUUUCAGCGUUUUACGCGCAAAGCUCCCCGCCGCAGAAACUUUGAGACAUACUGCAUUCUUGACUGAUGAUCAGAUAUCUCGACCACUGCUGGAUCUAAGCCUUUGACAGUUUCUUACCAAAUAUAGCCACUGUUAAUGCUGGAGCGUCCUUGACGGAGCGGAGGGAUCCUGGAUUGGGUAUUUGCAGCGCUGCCAAAGUUUAUAAUUAAAUGCUCAGCUCACUUUGAGUCGUUGGGGUUUUUUUUCCACCUACUAAUUUAGAGUAAUUUGCAAAUUGGGCUCUUGAAGGAGUUGGUGUGUCGUUUCAGAAGCUGGUUCUUCUAUUUUUCUGCCCGCUGUGAACUGCAGCACGAUGAUUUGAAAUCGCUCUGUGGCCAAUGACUGCUCUCAACAGAAGCCAUUUUUAAGUCUUUGAUUUCCAAGCCAGUCUGAGUCACUGAACGCGAGUUGCUCAACCUGAUCUGGGCUGCAGCGUCAACCUGUGCGCAUAGAUUUUUUUUAUAGCUCACUUUCUUUUUUUUAACUACUGUUCUCAAAUCUUCAACAAUGGCCGCUUGUGCGUCUGGCUCUGGGCGCGGCGGAGGUGCCAUGGCUCGGGUUUUCCUCACCAUCUGCGUGCUGGUGCUCGGGUUGGCGGUGGGCUGGGCUGGAGCCGAGGCUGAGGCGGCCACGGGGAGCCCACCGGCGGUCACCCUGCGCACUCUGAUCACCGGAACCUUCCAGGAGGUCCAGCGUUACGCGGAGUCGGUGGUUGGAAGCGGCGUGAUCCGGUCAUCUGCUGAGAGUGCAGUGUUGUUUCUUGAGUCAUUGCUUGGUCAGGAGAACGUCUAUACGGUGGCCAUGUUUUUGGAGAUGGUGAUCCGAUUUCUGGCUGAAGGAGCUGCCAGCGGCCUGAACGUCAUCGCUGUUUACGUCACAGAGAUCCUCAGGGUCACAGGAUUUGAUGCUUCACUGACGUUGCCCCGCUUCACUCCGGAGGGCGUGACCGCCAUCGCCCAGUGGGGUCUGGUGGCUCUCAUCGGCUACUGGGUGCUGACCAUCGUUCUCCGUUUGUUGAUUUGCGUGAUGAGGCGAGUGUUCUGGAUGGUGAAAACCGUCUUGGCGUUCUGGCUUUUCGGACUGAUCGUGACUGACAAGACUGCCAGCGCGGACAUCACGGCAGUUCGACUGGGCGGCCUGGUGCUGGGAUGGGUUCUGUUGACUCUGCUCACGUCGGGCUCUGAAAAGACUUUUGCCGUGGACCACAGGCUGAGCUCCCUGGAGAGCCGACUGAAGGCAGUGGAGAAGAGGAAAGGGGAUUAGUGACCGGAGAGGGUGGAGGGGAAAGGAGUUAAGAUGGACAGAGGUGAUGGAUAUAGUAACACUGACGGUUUCUGUAUGUGUGUCAAACUAUUAUGGGAAAUAAAGUCUCUGGGAUUUUUAAUCAGAAA
Molecule: messenger RNA, 1689 nt
Organism: Chelmon rostratus (copperband butterflyfish)
Lineage: Eukaryota; Metazoa; Chordata; Actinopteri; Chaetodontiformes; Chaetodontidae
Product: transmembrane protein 109
Exons: 4
Coding region: 806-1561 (251 amino acids)
Biological process (GO): cellular response to gamma radiation; intrinsic apoptotic signaling pathway in response to DNA damage by p53 class mediator
Source: RefSeq, a predicted model, not a curated record